GCUGAUCUGCGUCUCUGCACCUUCCUCUCUGAGUCUGUUUCUGUCAGGGCGAAGAGCACAGACGAAGCUGAGCGGAACAGGAUGCAGGCUAUCAAAUGUGUGGUCGUGGGAGAUGGCGCUGUGGGAAAAACAUGUCUUCUCAUCAGCUACACCACCAAUGCCUUCCCCGGGGAGUACAUUCCUACUGUGUUUGACAACUACUCAGCUAAUGUGAUGGUGGACAGCAAGCCGGUCAACCUGGGCCUUUGGGAUACAGCUGGACAGGAAGACUACGACAGGCUCCGCCCACUGUCCUACCCACAGACGGAUGUUUUCCUGAUCUGUUUCUCCCUGGUGAGCCCAGCGUCCUACGAGAACGUCAGAGCUAAGUGGUACCCGGAGGUUCGCCACCACUGCCCUUCCACACCCAUCAUCCUGGUGGGCACCAAGCUUGAUCUGAGGGACGAGAAGGAUACCAUUGAGAAGCUGAAGGAAAAAAAGCUUUCACCAAUCACCUACCCUCAGGGCCUGGCGCUGGCAAAGGAGAUAGACGCGGUGAAGUACCUGGAGUGCUCGGCUUUGACCCAGCGUGGUCUGAAGACUGUGUUUGAUGAGGCCAUCCGCGCCGUGCUCUGCCCCCAGCCCACCAAGGUCAAGAAGAAGCCCUGCUCGCUGCUGUAAACGAGUCAUCCCGGACCGGUGAGAAGACAGAAAGAGAUUCAGACUGCUGUGGAGAAGAACAUUUGAAAGUUCUGUAAUGUUUCUGAUAGAAAGAGAACACCUAGGUUUCCAAAAAACAAAUUAACACUUGUGCAGUUAUAAUAAAACGGUACAUUACUUUCUGUACAACAUAUUAUGAGGCUUAAUUUUAAAACGUAUCAUAUACAUAGCACCUUUCAUACAUUUCCCUGUAAAAUAUACCAUUUUAUCAGAAUAAAUCACUAAAUGCAGAAGCAGCAGACUGUCCCAGCUCACACACUAUAAUUUCACCCAGCCAGCUUUGUCCACUUUUUACCAAAAUUCCUGCACACGUCUCAGUGCCCUCUUGGGGCCAACAAUAUGUAACGGUGUCUUGUCCAACUUCAAAUAAUGAUCAUAUUUUGUUACUGAGCGAAAACAUGGUGUUGCACUGAGAUUGGAUUAGAGAUUGGAAUAAGGAUCAGGAAUGUAGUUUUGUUUGAGCAGGGGAGGUGCACAAAGUUGUAUUUCAAUAAAAUUUAUUAACAAAUGUAUUCAUUGUUGUGAUAUUAAAAUAAAAGAUCCUUU
This is a messenger RNA of Xiphias gladius (swordfish), 1245 nucleotides long. It is a transcript of the gene rac2, whose product is annotated as Rac family small GTPase 2. NCBI's taxonomy places the organism in Eukaryota, Metazoa, Chordata, Actinopteri, Istiophoriformes, Xiphiidae. The record is from RefSeq and is a predicted model, not a curated record. Gene Ontology annotation, biological process: small GTPase-mediated signal transduction. Gene Ontology annotation, molecular function: GTPase activity; GTP binding. The transcript has 7 exons. The coding region runs from base 82 to 660 and encodes 192 amino acids.